Messenger RNA from Acanthamoeba castellanii str. Neff, 1095 nucleotides. RefSeq names its product TBC domain containing protein. The transcript is spliced from 10 exons. The record is from RefSeq and is a predicted model, not a curated record. NCBI's taxonomy places the organism in Eukaryota, Discosea, Longamoebia, Acanthamoebidae. Bases 1 to 1095 code for a protein of 364 amino acids. Gene Ontology annotation, molecular function: GTPase activator activity. Gene Ontology annotation, biological process: negative regulation of TOR signaling; activation of GTPase activity.
AUGAGGUCCAACUUUCGUGCACACUACUACACGUCGUUGGGGUUUCAAGGAGCCGAGCUGAAGAGCUCGCUCGAGCUCAUGCUCAAGGACAACGUUGUUGAAACGAAGAAGCUACACAAGAUCUGCUUGUCGUGUGCGCUUCCCCCCGAGUAUCGUGCCAUCAUAUGGAAGCUUCUACUCGGCGUGCUGCCGGUGUACAGGGAAGUGUGGGAGUUCGUCCACCAACAGAAGACAGCUCAGUAUGAGGACAUCAAGCACGCUGCGCUUCUCAUCUAUCGCUCUGUCUUGUCACCGUGCCUCUCCACUCUGAUCGUUGAGCGGCAGCGACUUACAUUGUUUCCCAGCGACACAAUCCGAUCACUGCAGGGCCGACCGGACAUCUCACAGGCUCCCACAGAGCACACAGACGAUUCCCCAUCAGUGCCUCGAGCAAUCCCAUCACCAUCAUCCGCCACAGCGCAACUUUCCAAGAGCGAGAUGGCGGACCUGCUGUCCGUCGUGUACAGAGUACAGACGUAUUUAUUCGACGAAUCGUCACAAACAGCUCAGAAACAAGACUACGACGCCGAAGAGCUACGCCGCAUCGCCGAAGUGUUUUGCUAUGUGUGCGGGACGCAGAGCGAGGCCGACGCCUAUUGGUGCUACUCUGCUUUUCUUCAGUGCCGAGAGCAGAUCUAUGGCCACCACGCCACCGGCAUCUACCACCAAAUCAACGUUCUCUCUCGCCUUGUCGAGAAGUGCGUGCCGGACGUGUGGCGACACCUCCUCUCGCUGCACAUCACACUCGACGGCUUCAGCUACCAGUGGUUUCGGGGCUAUUUCACAUCAUGCCUCCCGCUACACUCUCUGGACAAGGUGUGGGAUCGGGUGAUGGCGGUAUCGCACGAUUUCCUCGCCUGCCUGGGCUGCGCCAUCGUCAUGCACCUCAAGUACAAGAUCCUCGACAUCUCCAAUCCGCGCGAGCUCAAACACUUCCUCGGAGGCGUUCACCUGCCCAAGGUGAACGUGGAACAGUUGAUCGCCAAGGCGACCGAGCUGUACUCCGGCGACCUACAAGAACUGCAGGUCAAGACCAAGCAGCUGUCGCCAACUUGA